Molecule: messenger RNA, 3033 nt
Organism: Fonsecaea erecta
Lineage: Eukaryota; Fungi; Ascomycota; Eurotiomycetes; Chaetothyriales; Herpotrichiellaceae
Exons: 2
Coding region: 1-3033 (1010 amino acids)
Source: RefSeq, a predicted model, not a curated record
AUGGUCCUUUUCAAGAGGAAACCCGUCCGCUACCUACCGCAUCCCUCCAUCGACGACCAGGAAACGGAUGUUUGGGUCAUCUCCGAGGCCAACGAAGUAUUCACGUCCUACGAUGCAUAUCUCGACCGCAUGGACUUUUUCAAGUCCAAGAAAUUCACCUGCGAAGUAUCAGGACGUUCCGGAUUGACAUACUUUGACGCGCUGAGAAGCGAGCAGGCCGGGUCACGGGAGAUCGAUGAGGCGUUUCCGCAAGCACUGCGAGAACCUGUCCUGCGCCGAGUCCAAUUCUCUACCACGUCUCGCAUCGACAACUUGGUCGAAGAGGUCUACAAUGAUUUCAAGAAUGACUUUUAUCCGGGCGAACUGGUAACCGUGAUACUGGACGACGCAUCCCGGUUGAACGGGCGAGUGCGAGACAAGGCCAAAUUUGCAGAGGUGAAGGCCGCGGACGGUUCCGUGGCAAGAGAGGCUUUCUCCCGAUACUUUGUGCGGCUCAUUGAUCGCCCGGACGAGGAGGCCCUGGUUGACGACAACCACAUCGUUCGAGAUCGGAGGGUUUUCACGAAACUGAUGCUCCGCUCCUUCAUCAAGAACACCGUGACCAGAGAAGGUUGGAAUGGUGCCCCAUGGAUCGUCAAGCCCGAAAUUGCGGAGCACUUUCGCAUUGACACCAACGUCCCUCCCCAUCUUCGACAUGGCCAUAAGAUCGCCGCAAAGAAAGCGGAGAAGAAGCAGCAGAACCUAGAGCAAGGAGAGGGUAUGUUUGGAAUCUGGCAACCUCAUAAGCUACCCGAGCUGAAGCCUGCCCCUAAAGGACGCAAGAACCACCAGACGUCUCAACAGCCCGUACAGCGGACGAUCGAAGUGCAGAUUCCUCCGCCCUAUCACGAGAACUAUCCACCCCAACCCAUGCCGGGCCCAGGGUUGCUCCCACGAUCCUGGGACCAUAUGCACCCGCCCCCUCCUCCGCCUCCGCCUUUCGACCACUAUCAUCGCGGAGGAGCAGUUGCCCCCAAAGAGAUCAUUGAACCUCCCCCACCCCCUCCACCCAUUAAAUACCCGAUCGAUGACCUUGACGUUGAACCCGUCCGCGACGGGACGCAUCGACCGACGCUGAAGUUUGUCACGAAGGAGCAAUGCAUCGACCGGAAGUCAAUGACUCACGUCAUCCCCGGCCUCAAGUCUGAAAAUGUGGUUCUCUUGCUUGAGACCUGGAAUACACUCAACGUGUAUUGCCAAGUUCUCAAACUAGACUCGUUUACUUUCGAUGACUUUGUAGAAGCCAUGAUGUUCACCUCGCAUGAGGUGGAAUGCGAGUUGUUCGUCGAGAUACAUUGCGCGGUUCUCAAACAGCUAGUUCUAUCCGAGAAUGACGAUGAUGGCGCCAUUCAAAUAUCACUCCCGGACCUCCCCGACCCAGACGAGGAUGAAGAGGAGGAGGAAGAGGAAAGUAAACCGCCAACACCGACCCCUGAGCCUGAAUAUCCUGCGAAACGAACACGCAGCAGUCUCCACAAAGUUCAAUUUGCAGAACCAGAGCCUGAGCCAGCAGAACCCGAACCUGUGGUUCCCCAUCGGGCUGCCGAGAUGUUCAAAGAAUAUGGCUGGAUUGAGAGACUUCGAAAGCGUGACCUCACACAUGGUGGCUGGGAAUUGGUCAUGGUCGGGCUGCUGCAUCAGCUUUCCGGCCGGCCCCGACUCACGGAGACGUGCAACAGGAUUCUGUCCCAUCUUGCUCCCCUCGAUGCAGAACCGACGAUUGAAACGGCCAGGAUUCAAUAUGCGACAAUGGACAUCAACUUGCGCGCGGAGGCUCUGCAAAUCAUCUGCCAGCUGUUCCUCGAAACCAAGACGGUCAAGAACUUCCUAGAGGAGAUGAGCAACACUAUGACCCAUUACCGCAAAGUCAAGAUUGAGCACCAACGAGCUCGGAAAGAUGCCCUGGCCAAGCUUAAGGAGCUUCAAAUCGAGCGAAGACUGUUGGCACCAGAACCCGAGAAAUCCCCCACUCCGAUGCCUGAGCUCGAAGAAGCCACCGAGGCGGAAAAAGGCGACGAGAUUGACAUUAUCUCGAUUCCUGACUCAGAAGACGAAGAACCGGUUCUGACGCGAUCUUUGCGACGCGGCAGUGACCGAGCCGCGGAGCGUAAACGGAAACGGGAAGAAGAGCAGGAGCGCAAGGAGAAGGCAGCAGAGGCGAAACAGAACAAAGGAAGCAAAGAGUACCAGAAAGUCCUGAAGCAGAUCGAAAAGGAGCGCGAUCGCAUUGAGCAAGCGGAAGAGCAGAUCCUCAUCGUCGACGGAGACCUGCGUGAGGCAGACUGUCCUCGCACACGGGUUCUCGGGAAAGAUCGCUUCUGCAAUCGAUACUGGUGGUUCGAGAGGAACGCAAUGCCACACGGGGGCUUGCCCGACAGUUCGACGGCGGAUGCAGAAUAUGCCAAUGGUCGAGUCUGGGUGCAAGGACCCGAUGAGAUGGAGCGUGCGGGUUUCAUUGAUGUCAGCGACGCUGACAAGCAGGCCUACUAUCGACGAUUCCAACUGACACCCGCUGAACGGAAGAAGAUGGAAGAAGGCUCUACAAACCUAGAUUCGGCCAAGCAAUGGGGUUUCUACGACACUCCGGAAGAACUCGACAUGCUGAUCGGGUGGCUUGACUCCAGAGGAUUCCGGGAACAAAAGCUCAAAAAGGAACUGAACCUGCAACGUGAUGCCAUCAUCAGACAUAUGGAGAAGCGAGCCGCGUAUCUCGCCCCACGAGAGAAAUCCGAAGAGCCAUCAACGAGGAUGUCCACAAGGAUCAAGACGCACGUCAGCGACAAAUCACACCGAUGUCUGAAAUGGAAGAACUCGACCGCUUUGGCGGAAUUGGGACGUCGCCAUAUCGACCCUGUGCCCAAACCGAGGGGUCGAGGCCGAAAGAACCACGUUGUUGAGGAGGCGCAAAGAACGGGGAUGUUACCGGCUCACCCGGCUCCUUUGAACCGCCAGGGCAAGCCGGUAACACGGCAGGGGACGCGUUACAACUUCUGA